Messenger RNA from Zingiber officinale, 927 nucleotides. Its product is annotated as syntaxin-124-like. The record is from RefSeq and is a predicted model, not a curated record. The transcript has a single exon. Gene Ontology annotation, molecular function: SNAP receptor activity; SNARE binding. Lineage: Eukaryota; Viridiplantae; Streptophyta; Magnoliopsida; Zingiberales; Zingiberaceae. Gene Ontology annotation, biological process: intracellular protein transport; exocytosis; vesicle fusion. Gene Ontology annotation, cellular component: SNARE complex; endomembrane system; plasma membrane. Bases 1 to 927 code for a protein of 308 amino acids.
AUGAACGACCUUCUGUCGACGACGUCCUUCAAGAAGUACACGAACCUGCGGGAGCAGGUGCAGAUGGACCAGGUGGAAGCGGGCAUGGAGGCGGCGGAGGCGGGUGCCAACCUGACCUCGUUCUUCCAGGAAGUGGAGGGCGUCAAGAAGGACCUGCGUGGCCUGGAGGCACUGUACCGGCGACUGCAGGAGGCCAACGAGGAGAGCAAGACGGCGCACAGCGCGAAGGCCAUGAAGGAGGUGCGCGCGCGGAUGGACGCGGACACCGGGCAAGUGCUCCGGGCGGCCAAGGCGGUGAAAGCGAAGCUGGAGGCGCUGGAGAAGUCGAACGCGCAGCACCGGUUGGUGCCCGGCUGCGGGCCGGGGUCCUCCGCCGACCGGACGCGGACAUCGGUGGUCGUCGGGCUCGGUUCCAAGCUCAAGGAUCUGAUGGACAGCUUCCAGGGCCUGCGCGCCCGCAUCGCCGCCGAGUACAAGGAAACCGUCGGGCGGCGGUACUUCACCGUGACGGGGCAGCAGCCCGACGAGGAGACGGUGGAGAACCUCAUCUCCUCCGGCGCGAGCGAGACGUUCCUGCAGAAGGCGAUCCAGGAGCAGGGCCGCGGGCAGGUGAUGGACACCAUCUCGGAGAUCCAGGAGCGGCACGACGCCGUCAAGGAGAUCGAGCGCAGCCUGCUCGACCUGCACCAGGUCUUCCUCGACAUGGCGGCGCUGGUGGAGGCGCAGGGCCACCAGCUCAACGACAUCGAGAGCCACGUCGCCCACGCCAGCUCCUUCGUCCGGAGGGGCACGGUGGAGCUCGAGACGGCCAGGGAAUACCAGCAGAGCUCCCGCAAGUGGGUCUGCAUCGGCAUCAUCGCGGCCGUCGUCCUCAUCAUCAUCCUCUUGCUCCCGCUUCUGCCCACCAUUCUUACCCUGCUUAGAUAG